CGGCAGCGCCGCCAUUGACGGACGACCGCCAUUAUAGAUUCCGUUGUGAGUGACCGAGUCUCGGCGAGUUGGCGAUCGCGAACUUCUUACGGAAAGCUCCGUCGCGUUUUCGACAUUACGCUCCGUCGUGCACUUGCCACAAAUUCGAAAGGAAGAUUAGAGAUAAGGAUAGAGAUAGGGAGGAGCGAAAGAGAAAGAGAGAGAGAGAGAGAGAGAGGGGCCGGGGAGAAAUUAAACAGAUAGAUCCUCUCGGAAGGAGCGGAACUCGAACGGAGCUCGCCCGGAAAGGCUCGGACAACAAGCGACGAUGAAAACGUACAGCAGGAAAAAGGGCGACAGCCCGAGCAACGUGAUCAUUCAUGUGAACGAGCUGUGCCGACUGUGCUUGGCCAAGGAGGAGGAGAUGGUGCCGAUCUACGAAGACGAGACCGUGCCGUUGCCGCUGCGUAUACUCGCCUGCGUCAACAUCGAGGUCUACGAACAGGAUGGCCUACCUAACAUGAUAUGUCAUCCAUGCAAAUAUCAGUUGGAAAAAUCUUACCAAUUCAGAAAAAAAUGUCAGGCUGCAGAUACCAAGCUGAGAAAACAUAUGAAGUUAAUACAGCAAUUGACUGGACAGGACGAAGAAGGCGAGAGCCAGGAUAGCAGCAAGGAUGAUUCGAAGGAAUCCACUACUGGCAAAUCUAAACAAGUUAAACAGUUGUUAGCUGAUCUAGUUUCGACCAAAGGUGAAAGUAGCCAAGCGGAUGGAGAUCCAAUCGAAGUGACAGAGGAGGAGCUUGUCGGUGGAUAUAUCUUGGGAAUGAAUUCUGAGAAUCCAGAAAUGGAAGAAACUGUUUCGGAGGAUCCAGAAAACAUUACAUUGGUGCCUCCUGAGGAACGAACGGCCAAAGCGCGAUGCACGAUCAGAACAACGCGUAUCAAGCAGGAACAAGAAUCUGAAGAUGAAGCGGAAGAAGUACAGAGAGCGAUCGCGAGCGCAGAUCACAAAAAUGUUUACAUGAUGGAACUUACCAGCAACAGUUCCACUCAAGGAGAGUCAUUAAAACUGCAGCCUAUGGGUGACACAAUAGUUGAUGCAAAUCCAGAAUUGAAGGUGUUCAAAUGCGAUAAAUGUCCAAAAGCGUUUACCCGAAGAAUAAUGCUGAAGAGUCAUCAGUCUGUACAUUCUACACAAAGAGGUUUUACAUGUCAAGCGUGUGAAAAAUGGUUCCCAACAAGAUCUGCGCUGGUGAGACAUGAACGUACACAUACAGGCGAAAAACCAUUUGGCUGCAACAUCUGUCAUCGUGCCUUUGCGCAAAAGGAGAUCCUAUUCCGUCACUUAAUGACACAUUCUGGUCAGAAACCUUUCCAGUGUCAGCACUGUGAGAAGAGCUUCACACAGCGGGAGGCACUUAAAGUGCAUAUGCGUCGACAUCAAAAGUUGAAUCCAAAUGAUAUUCAGCUGCAUCAUUGCCAGCUAUGUCCAAAGGCAUUCUGUCAUGCAUCAGGUCUUAGCAGACACUUGGUCACGCACACUGGCAGAACGUACAAGUGUGUCGAGUGUGAAAAGUCUUUCACCGAUAAAAGUUCACUAUUGAGACAUAGUCGUAUCCAUGCGCCCAAGAAAAUCAUAGCAAAUUGAGCAAUGAAUUUUUGUUGUUCAGUUUGCUAUGAUUUUCCUGGGAUGACCAGUGGAUACAAAAAUACUUAUUUGAAACUGACAACUAGAAUUAGACUUAUAAUUAAUGUUGCAUUAAUAAAAAAAAUCUCCAGAAUAGAUUUGCAAAGAAAUUAUUUCGUUGCAAUAGUUUAGUUGUAUAAUCCUUUUAUUUUUACAUAAGUAUAUUUUAUAUUAGGAAAUGUAACAUAGUUUUUUUAUCUUGGUCAUCCUUGUAUAAUUGCUAUGGAAAAUGGUGCGAUUUGAAGAGUAGAAUUUUGACCAAACAAUAUUUUUGUAUAUACAUUCUUCGAGGAAUACGAACAUACAUAAGGUAUAUGGAGUUUAAUAUUUAGCGAAUUUGAUCAUCUAUACUAUACUACUGAUGCAUACUGAAAAUUGCUAUAUAUAUAAAGUUAUUUUAAUAGACACGAUAUGAGCAUUUUGACGAAUUUUAAAUAUCCAUUAUUAUCGUCAUAAUUUGUAAUAGCAAAAUAUAUAUUGUCAAAGUGUUUAUAUUGUAUCCUUAUACUUAAUGUAUAGUGCAAUUUUCAAUGCACAUUGAUAUAGUGUAGUGUGGAUGAUUAAAUCUGCUGUGACUUUUAAAGAAUACAAGAAGUCUUUAAAUAUUAAGAAAUGUUGAAUGCAAUAUUAAAUAAAAAUAUGGAUAUAAACCUAAGUAAAGUACACAAUAUUUCAAUUACUCGACUUGUCCUUUGUGCAACAUAUACAAGGGUGAUUGAAAUAAACUUACUUAAUUUUAAGUUUUGAAUAUUCAUUCAAAUAACAUAGUUUUACUUUUAUAAGAUUGAAUCCCUAAUACAAUUGUUUAUAUUAUCAAUUAAAUCAUUACAUAUAAAAUAAAUCUGAAAUUAAAUAAUUGCAGCAUAUUAAACAUUACAGUCCAUAGGACUAUAGGACAUUUAGCAUUUUUGGUACAUUAUUAAAUGCAUUGAUAUAUAAUUAGUUAUCUACUUA
This is a messenger RNA of Camponotus floridanus (Florida carpenter ant), 2620 nucleotides long. RefSeq names its product zinc finger protein 543. Gene Ontology annotation, cellular component: nucleus. The transcript is spliced from 5 exons. Gene Ontology annotation, biological process: regulation of transcription by RNA polymerase II. NCBI's taxonomy places the organism in Eukaryota, Metazoa, Arthropoda, Insecta, Hymenoptera, Formicidae. Gene Ontology annotation, molecular function: DNA-binding transcription factor activity; RNA polymerase II cis-regulatory region sequence-specific DNA binding; zinc ion binding. The record is from RefSeq and is a predicted model, not a curated record. The coding region runs from base 308 to 1627 and encodes 439 amino acids.